AAUUUCUUUGAAAGCUACAUUUCUGUGGCUUCCACUGUGCCUUCGGUCCUGAGCUUGAUUGGGAACUUCCUGCUAGUCAACAAGGUUUCUGUCAACGUCCGUAUUCUCUCCUCUUUGGCUGUCAUGCUGGCUACCUUUCUGGUGAUUACAGUGCUGGUCAAAGUGGACACUUCUGCAUGGACACUGUGGUUUUUUAUCAUCACCGUUGUCUGCGUGGCCGUCAUCAGCAGUGCUGCCACCAUCUUCAUCAGUAGCAUCUUUGGCUUGUCGGGAUCCUUUCCCAUGAGGAAUUCCCAGGCGCUCAUUUCAGGUCAGGCCAUGGGAGGAACGGUGAGUGCCUUGGCAUCAGUGGUGGAUCUGGCAGCAUCAUCGGAAGUCACAAACAGUGCUCUGGCCUACUUCCUGAUAGGGGACGUCUUCAUUGUUUUGUGCAUUGUGAUGUAUCUGUUUCUUCCCAAGCUGGAGUACGCCAGGUAUUAUACUGCAAGGCUGCCACCUAACUCUUUGCCCAGCAGUUACUUGGAGGAAGAGGAGGAUAUGGCAGCAGAGAAUCCCAGCCAGCUCUUGCCAAACAGAAACUACACGGAUAAAAUCCCUCCUCUGUGGCUCAUCUUGAAGAAAACUGGCAUGUUAGGUUUCUGUGUCUUCUACGUCUACUUCAUCUCGAUCACCAUUUUCCCUGCAGUCUCGUCCAGCAUCGAGUCGGUGAACAAAUUCUCUGGGAGUCCAUGGACAGAUAAAUACUUCAUACCUCUCACUAGUUUCCUUCUGUACAAUUUUGCAGACUGGUGUGGACGGCAGAGCACCGCCUGGGUCCAGGUUCCCGGACCACGAAGCAAGUGGCUACCAACGAUGAUUCUGCUGAGAACUUUGUUCAUCCCCGUCUUCAUGUUAUGCAACUUUCAGCCUCGAGUGCACAUUGCAAAUGUCGUCUUUGCCCAUGAUGUGUAUCCCAUGGUGUUUGUCGUGUUCCUAGGAUUCAGCAAUGGCUACCUGAGUACAUUAUCGAUUAUUUAUGGUCCCAAAGUCACACCGAAGGAACAAUCCGAAGCAGCAGGAGUGUUGAUGAUGCUCUUCCUGCAGGUGGGGUUAGCACUAGGAUCAGGCUUUUCGGUCCUUGUUGUCCAUCUCAUAUAGAUGGGAGAUUUCAAGCCACUCCUGGAACUUCACUUCCACAAGGACAUUGUGGAAAAAGGCAGAGCAAAUCUGGCUCCUAUCACUGCAGUAUUCCAUUUCUUAGGAAGUGGUGUAGGCAUUGUGGCCUUCGGUUGUGCAGAAAAAGCUUGGAAACCCACCACAAAAUGCAGAAGUGAAAUUCAAAAAUAUUAUCGAAGGUCUCUCUUUUUGGGAGGCGCAAAUGGUUUUGUUUUAUUUAGCAACACGACUCAUGUAUCUUCGCAGGUUUAUAACAUGGAAGCUCUUGUGUUUUUCUAUGGAUAUGAAGGAAUUGCAUUCUAGAUUCCAAUGUUCCUACUAAAAUCCGUCCUUUAAAUGAUUCAGAAUAUUAAAAGUCCAUUUGGAGAAUUCUGCAAAGGGAUCAAUAACUCACUGUACCUUUCAGUGUACGUUUUACAUGACCUUUCUUAAGAGAAAUGUGCCUGUAAUCCAGUGUCUGUUAAACAUUUUAAAUAUAUAACAAAUGCAGAUCAAAUAAGAAGGAUUCCCAAAAGCUUUUCAUAUGAAGAGUAGUUGAGAAACAUUUUUGGUUGAGGAACAGGUACCCUUAAACCAAUAAAUCUCUGGUGCAUAUUUUUUCAAGGGUAAAUUACAAGCUUGAGUGCCAAAUGAAGUUAAACAGAGAUUAAAAUGGGACCAACCAGGAUUUUGCAUUCAUUCUCCCCUUACAGCUAUGUAUCCUGGAUGAAAUUGGUAGGAGUUGCAAGUAUAUGCAACACACUCACAUAUAUACAUACAUAUAUGUAAAUAUGUCACAAAUCAACUUAUUCUGGUUCGUCAAAGACACUUGAACUUUUUUGGAGAAAACAUAGGUCCUUGCAACCCAAUGCUGUCAAAGUAUUAGGAACUCCUUUAUGUCAGUAGUAGAAUCAUUUUUGCAAUCAGGCUGUUGGGAAUCUCUGCUAUUCAGAAAAGAGGACCAGAUGUUUUAUAAACAAUGUGACUUAAUCAAAUUAGAGCAUUGGGUAGUAGAUUUGCUACUUUUCUAUUCGUUUUUACUUAUUUAGGGCUAAAAAUAACUGUUAUUUUUACAUUGAGUAGAGCAACCAGUUCUGGAUUGGGAACAUCUAAAUGACCACUGGAAAACAGCAGAGCGUUAGUGUUUUCUAUGUCUCUUUGCUGCCAUCUCAUGGUCAUUCAGGGGUUUGCAGACCAGUUGGGAGCAAAGCUAACUUAAGUUCCUUUAUUUCAUUUUUACAUUCUUGAGGAAGCAUUAAGCAAUAAAAGCACUUUCUUUGGGUUUCACUACAUACACUUUUUCAUGCAUUGUAAUGUCUGACGAAUAUUACAUUUGUGUGUAGAGAAAAAGUCACUUUGUAUAAUGGCCAGUGCAGGGGUGAAAUGCAGGUGCUAAGAAGCCUUUUCUAAGUCUGCAAAGGAAAGUAGAACAGCGAGGGGGGAGGAACAGCUGUGCCGCACGAUUUAAAUUCUCUAGAAAGCAGGAUUUCCUGCUUUCUAGUCAAUAUAAAUCGCGCGGCACAGCUGAUGGUCAAAGAGCUGGUUGUCGGAACUUUUUAAAAACUUUUAAAGCAUUUUCAUGCCGAUGACCAGCUGUGUGACCAUUAGCUGUGCCACGCGAUUUCUAGCGAAUAUCAUUCGCGCAGCACAGCUGAUUGUCGUACGGUGGUUCAGCCAAACCGUAGCAUUUUUUUACAACCAGUCCAGUUGAACUGGUAGCAUUCUUUACUACUGGUUUGGGAGAACCGGCCCGAGUCAUGGUUGUCCCAAAGGUGAUUUUUCAUAAGGCAACUGGA
Messenger RNA from Thamnophis sirtalis, 2930 nucleotides. NCBI's taxonomy places the organism in Eukaryota, Metazoa, Chordata, Lepidosauria, Squamata, Natricidae. The record is from RefSeq and is a predicted model, not a curated record.